Molecule: messenger RNA, 660 nt
Organism: Xyrichtys novacula (pearly razorfish)
Lineage: Eukaryota; Metazoa; Chordata; Actinopteri; Labriformes; Labridae
Source: the annotation of a GenBank genome assembly
AUGCAACAAGACCUCAUCUAUAAAACUGCAGAGAUCAAUGAUCCGUUUCUGCCUUUACUGAAAAAAGAGGAGGAGGAAGAGGAGGAAGAGGAGGAGGAGGAGGAGGAGGGAGAGGAGGAGGAGGAGGAGGAGGAGGAAGAGGAGGAGGAGGAUUUAGAAACGUUGUGAUGUGGUCUCUGAGUUCUGGUUCAAACAUCAUCAUCGCUCAGCUGUGGUAAUACUUGAUCCUGAUUGGUCCAAACCCGUCACAGCGUUGAUUACCUCUCAACAGAACCGACACCAGAACAAACCCAAACACAGAAUGGAACCUGACAGCAGACCGUCAGACGGUAAAAACGUCUCCGUGUGGACAUUUUAAAUCAUCUCUGUUCUUCAUUUCCAGCAGGUCUGCACUCGGGUCCUCCUCUAUGACCGGGUCAGAACCACGACCCAGAAGGGACCCAGCAGGAUGGGGGUCUGCCCGGCUCCCUGGAGUCCCUGCUCAUGUUUCCUCCUGUGUGUUUGUCCUUCAGUCGGCUCCUGUCGUGGUCCUGCUGCCUCACUGUGGUGAGAUGUGGAGGUGCGGACCGCUCCAGGACCUUCUGUGGGUCAGCGUUAACACCCUCAUCGCUCAAAGAUGAACUGAUUCCUCUAAACUCAGGCCGCAGGUUGAGGGUUUGA